Messenger RNA from Ceratitis capitata (Mediterranean fruit fly), 2109 nucleotides. It is a transcript of the gene Spf30, whose product is annotated as survival of motor neuron-related-splicing factor 30. The record is from RefSeq and is a predicted model, not a curated record. Gene Ontology annotation, cellular component: nucleus; precatalytic spliceosome; cytoplasm. Gene Ontology annotation, molecular function: RNA binding. Lineage: Eukaryota; Metazoa; Arthropoda; Insecta; Diptera; Tephritidae. The transcript has a single exon. The coding region runs from base 1032 to 1766 and encodes 244 amino acids. Gene Ontology annotation, biological process: mRNA processing; regulation of alternative mRNA splicing, via spliceosome.
AAGAGUUCCAGAAAAGUUCUCUCUGUCGAUAUAGCAUUAGCUAUCAAAACAAUAAAAAUGAAUAAAACGGCUGAUUUGUAAACUCCGGGUACCUAACGCACUGGGCAUUACCAGCAUUAUUUUAGUGAUUUUUUUGCACUUGUGAGAAAAUGGAAACAAUUUUACGCUCUUACAAAGCAAUCUGACAAUCAAGCAUCUUUCCACUAACAGAAAACUUGGCAAUGCAUAGAAGUAAGAACAAGCAUUCACUAGCAUCACCUUUGAAUUGGCCUUGGUGUUCGUUCUACUACAAACGCAUCAGCUUUUAUAAAGUUGCCAUUUUACAAAACGAUGAUUUGACAAUUUUACUACAAACAGCUGAUGAAAAAAAAUUCUGUGUAUCUGUCAAAAUAUGCAACCCUGGUCGACACGUUAGUUGUGUCACGCUUUAGUCAUGCUUGGCUGAACGAACAUACCCGCCUGUUUUAAAAGAAUGCCUGAAAAUAUUUAUAUAAGUGUGCUUACGACAAUCUAUCAAACUAGUUGAAGGCAAAAUUGUAAAAAUUUUUCAUCAUCGUUAUUUCAUUUCAUCGCGUGAUCUUAUGUAUUUCGACCAGCUGAUAAGUAAGGUUAAUCGUGUGUAAACUCGUUUUAAUUUCAAGUGAACUUCUUCGAUAGGAAAUGCAACGCUGUGCUUAAUAUAGUUGUCUCACUCUUUCAUAUGGGAUACAUCAACGCAUGUAACGAAAUAUUUUCUAUCUCUUUUACUCUCGUUAAUUAUGCACACACAUACAUAUGUUUAAACGUUUCACAACCAUAAGAAGGGCUGCCUGAAAAGGUUAGGUUCAAUUAAAUAGAAUUGAAAAGAAAAUUUCACGCGUAAAUAAUGAAAAUACACAAAGCCUGUAAUACAAAAACAACAAUAGUCGCGUAAAUGCGAAAAAGGAUAUAAAAGGUUCAACAAAUAAAAGUAAAAUUAGUACGCAAUAAAUACUCGUCGUGUAUAGAAGCAAACAAGAAAAAAAGGAAAAAAAAGAAAACAAGUUAUCGAGAUGUCUGAAGAUCUACAGAAUUAUAAACUGCAGUUGCAGCAAGUUGAAGCGGGCUUACAAACAGAUCCUGACAAUGCAGAAUUAUUAAAACUAAAGGAAGAUCUUGUAGAAGUUAUUGAAUUAACAAAAGACCUCAUCAGAACACAACUUGAAGAACAGAAAAAGUCUGCAUACAUAGAGCCGUCAACCGGUGCUUCUAUAUCUGAAUAUUAUGAUGAAGUAGAAGCGGCACUUUUGGAAGCAGAGAAAUUGGUAACAACAACACAAAAAUGGAAAGUCGGUGACAAAUGUCAGGCCAAAUGGCUAGAGGAUGGUAAAUACUAUGAUGCAACUAUUGAAGGCAUAGGCGCAGAUGGUGAAGUCAAUGUAGUGUUUGAUACCUACCAAAAUCGUGCCACAACAACAGUAACUGAAUUACGUGCAUGCACAACACGGAAUGAAGUAUUCCCAUCAACGUCAAAGCGUCACCAUCCAAAUCAAAAGGAAUAUUUGAAGAAACGAAAACAAAAGAAAUUACAAAGAGUUAAGGAAUUGGAAGAAGAACGUGAACAUGAUAAAAAGAAAUGGCUUAAUUUCACUAGUAAGAAUAUAAAGAAGCCUGGCAUGAAGGUGAAAAGCAUAUUUUCCACUCCAGAUACAGUUUCCGGACGUGUCGGUAUUGGCACUUGUGGUGUAUCGGGGAAAGGUAUGACGGAAUUCACAGUUGGUGAGAAGUAUCGCUCUGCUCGUAAAUAACAAGAUUUAUGAAGAUAUAUUUACGGUUCACAAAUACUUAUGAAAUAUGGAUUAUGGCGAUAUUUGGAGCGCUUAAUUAUGUUGAAAAAUACUGCAGUUUAGUGUACAUAAUUUUAUAUGUACAAAUAUACGAAAACGAAACUGCACAAGGAAGGCAUGCCUGCCUACAAGCAUGGAAAAUACACAAAAAAAAACUGUUUAUAAAUAAUUAAAAUAAGAUUUACACUAAAAAAAUGUAAGCAUUACGUAUAUAUAUAUUUAAAUUAGGUUAUAAGUAUGAACCUAAGAAAAAAACUAGGUAAUAUUAAAUAAAACUAAUAAAUAAAAAAAAGAUUCCAUUUCA